AUGAAAGCGGAUCUUCUUCUGGGCUCUGUUGCCUUGAGCAUCAUAACCGGUACUGCGAUUGCUGGCACUGUUUCGGUUAAGAACCAACUCAGCUCGCGAGGUGUCGAUGUCAAGCCUCGCGCUCUCCCGGAUGCCCCAAAUGGUUAUGCUCCAGUCCAUGUCCAAUGUCCAGCAAGCCGGCCUACCAUACGAUCUGCUUCAACGCUAUCUACCAAUGAGACGGCAUGGCUCCAGACAAGACGUCAGAAGACCACAUCUUCUCUUAAAGUCUUCUUUGGGCAUGUGAAUAUCGAUGAUUUUGAUGCUGUCAGCUACAUCGAAAACCACUCUGGUGACGAACUACCCAAUAUCGCUAUUGGAAUAUCAGGUGGAGGUCUCGUGGCGGCCCUUAACGGAGCAGGUGCCAUCAAGGCUUUCGAUGAGCGUACGGAAGGAGCAACAGCUCAAGGUCAGCUCGGUGGACUGCUACAAUCCUCCACUUAUUUUUCGGCCCUCAGUGGUGGCUCGUGGGCUCUUGGUUCUAUUUACGUGAACAACUUCACGACAGUAACAAAUCUACAAGAUAAUCUUUGGGAUUUUGCAGCAGGCCUUGAGCUCGGUCCUGGGACGAUUGAGCCUCUUGAGAUGUGGGAGAACAUGACGGCCGAGGUUAAGAGCAAGCGUGAGGCUGGGUUUUCGACUGGUGAUGCAGACUUCUGGGGCCGUAUUCAAGGCUACAACUUUUUUAAUGCUAGCCAUGGUGGCGUUGACUACACUUGGUCCUCUAUUGCGAGAACCCAGUCUUUUGAAAACGGUGAUAUGCCAUUACCGCUGGUAGUCAUGACUGGAAAUUAUCGCAAUACAUCAACUUUGUCGACCUCCCCUGCAACAUACCCAAUCUACGAGACUACACCUUGGGAAUGGGGUACCUACGAUGAUAAUAUCUAUGGCUUCGUCCCAUUGGAAUACCUUGGUACUCGAUUCGUCGGCGGCGCUGUGCCAGAAAACGAUACUUGUGUUCGUGGCUUUGACAACGCGGGCUUUAUCACAGGCACAUCAAGCGACAUCUGGAAUGAGAACGGCAAUGAUCUAGUUGCGCAUAUUAGGAGUGCAUUAACAGACUCAACAAGUUCUACAGAAACAGAAGAGUUCGAAUUCAUCAUCAAGGAAUUCCUCAGCGCCACCAGUUCAUCCAACUCUACCAUCAAUGGACCUGCAGCCUAUGAUCCCAAUCCUUUCUACCAGUACAACACCGCCACGUCCCCACUUGCGAAAGAUACAGGACUAUUCGUCCAGGACGGAGGGGAAACAAGCCAAAAUAUUCCUCUUUACCCUCUUAUUCAAAUGAAGCGCAAAGUAGACGUGAUCUUCGCGGUUGAUUCUCUCGGAUCCGACAGUUUCGAAGACAACUGGCCCACCGGCUCAGCAUUGAUCGCCACCUACAACCGCACCCUCCUCAAUGUUGCCAAUGACACUUCGUUCCCCCCAGUUCCAGACCUGGACACCUUCCUCAAUUUUGGUCUCAACGCUCGUCCAACCUUCUUCGGCUGCAAUUCCUCCGCCCUAUCGAAGUCAACACCCUUGGUCGUUUACUUGCCCAACCAUCCCAUCACCUAUAGCUCCAACUACACACUCGAGCAAAGCAGUUUCACAAAUGCUGCGCGCGAUGACGUGAUUACAAACGGCUAUAAUGUUGCCACCCAGGCAAACGGUACUCUUGAUGAGGACUGGUCGGCUUGUGUUGGUUGCGCAGUGCUUAGCCGCUCGUUGGAUCGCACCGGUACUGAUGUGCCGGAGAUUUGUACGAAGUGUUUCCAACGUUAUUGCUGGAAUGGUACUGUUGACAACGAAAGUCCAGCCCCCUAUACCCCGACAGCAUCCCUGUCUGCUUCAUCAGUGAAGGCAACUUCGUCGUCGACUGCCUCUAGUGCGAGUACUUCGCUAACUACGAAAGGUUGGUCUACUCUAGCUAUGAUGGGAUUUGUUGUGUAUAUGGUGGUUUAA
Penicillium verhagenii is the source of this 1983-nucleotide messenger RNA. Its product is annotated as lysophospholipase 1. The transcript is spliced from 3 exons. Gene Ontology annotation, molecular function: A2-type glycerophospholipase activity. The record is from RefSeq and is a predicted model, not a curated record. Gene Ontology annotation, biological process: glycerophospholipid catabolic process. The coding region runs from base 1 to 1983 and encodes 660 amino acids. Lineage: Eukaryota; Fungi; Ascomycota; Eurotiomycetes; Eurotiales; Aspergillaceae. Gene Ontology annotation, cellular component: cytosol; intracellular membrane-bounded organelle.